AUGCAAUACUCAACCAUAUUAAUCACUUUGGCUACAUUCGGCACUACUUUAGUCAUGGCUGAAGGUGAAAAUGAUACUGCCAUUGCCAAUGCAACUGCCAUCAAUGGUACCAAUUCCACUAAUGGAACUACUACUUCUUCUUCUUUUGGUAUUGCUGGUGCUUUACAAUUGGGUACUGCUGGUACUAUUGGUGCUUUAGCUGCUGGUGCCAUUGCUUUGAUCAUUUAA
Lodderomyces orthopsilosis Co 90-125 is the source of this 228-nucleotide messenger RNA. RefSeq lists its product as uncharacterized. The coding region runs from base 1 to 228 and encodes 75 amino acids. NCBI's taxonomy places the organism in Eukaryota, Fungi, Ascomycota, Pichiomycetes, Serinales, Debaryomycetaceae. The record is from RefSeq and is a predicted model, not a curated record. The transcript has a single exon.